UGCAUCUGCACCCAGUGUUUAGAGGACUGGACUGUUUGAGAGAGACAGAAUGAGGGAGUUGUUCAGAAGACCUUAGGAGCAGCAUCACAUUUGUCCUAAGAGCUGAUGCAUGAUCUUUUAACCAGUACAUGGCAUUCAUUUUCCUGAUUUUCUGUGGUCUUCAUGUGGACUUGGAGGGAAAGUACUGGAUGUGUUCUUCAAUAAUGCCUGAAACAGGAAUAACCGUAUCUCACUGAACUGCUGCAUGAUGUUGAGCUCUUUGGACAGAUCAUCUUUUGGCUCUUCUCAUUUGGAUCUCACUAGCCAAGAUGUCACUCUUCCUCUGCUGAGGAGACCAGACCCUGGAUCAUACUGACUGCUGACAGCCAAACAAGAGCUCUGUGGUAUUUGCGCAUUUGCGUCUUUCCCGAGCUCUGGAAUGUCUAGCUGCUCCGGGUGCAGUUUCUCAAAGCUGAUGAAAGCUGGAGCUGAGAGCUUUUACUACGUUGGAGUAGAGGAAGCCAUUGGCCCCAUCCAGUCAAGCCACAGCCUCUCUCUGUUAGUCUACUGCUGAUAAGCUAGAGUUUCACAGCCUGUUUCUUUUCAGUCCAGUAAUGCUGCUUCACUGAAGCUGUCCUUUUAAGUCUGUUUUUUAUUUUCAGUUCAGGAGUAUUUUAGUCUGGUUGUGACUCCUAUCCAUGCCUGUAGUUACUCUUCAGGUCAAGGGCUGGAAUGUCUUGAGUCCACCCCCUGAGCUGUGUGACGGAGGUGCAGCCAGUGCUGAUGGGAGCUGCUGCUCCAUCAUGAGUUGCCAUGACGCUGGAGGGCGUCGCCGUUUUGAGGACUCUGAGUUCACCCUGCGUGUGUACCCGGGCGCCUUGUCCGAGGGCACCAUCUACUGCCCGGUCACCGCCCGCAAGGUCACCUCUGCAGCCGAGGUCAUAGAGCAGGUGAUCGAACGCUUGCGGCUGGACCGCGCCCGGCUCUACGUCCUUGCAGAGGUGAAGGAGUUUGGCGGGGAAGAAUGGAUCCUGAACCCGGGCGACUGUCCCGUGCAGCGCAUGAUGCUGUGGCCCCGCAUGGCCUUGGAGAACCGUCUUGGCAGCGAGGAUUACCGCUUUCUUUUACGCGAGAAGAACCUGGAUGGCUCCAUCCACUACGGCAGCCUGCAGAUGUGGCUGCGGGUGACGGAAGAGAGGAGGCGGCUUGUGGAACGUGGACUCCUCCCACAGCCCCCUGCUGGGCAGUACGCUGCAGACCUUUGUGCCCUGCCGGACUUGAACGAACGAACAUUACUCGAAAACCUCCGCGGACGUUUCAGGCAGGAGAAGAUCUACACCUAUGUGGGUGGGAUUCUAAUAGUUGUCAAUCCCUUCAAGUUCCUGCCCAUCUAUAAUCCGAAGUAUGUCAAAAUGUAUGACAACCACCAGCUGGGGAAGCUGGAGCCACAUAUUUAUGCUGUGGCAGAUGUGGCAUACCACGCCAUGCUGCAGAGGAGGAGGAAUCAGUGCAUCGUGAUAUCUGGAGAGAGCGGGUCAGGGAAGACCCAAAGCACCAAUUUCCUGAUCCAUCACCUUACUGCACUCAGCCAGAAAGGCUUCGCCAGUGGAGUGGAGCAGAUCAUACUUGGGGCUGGGCCAGUCCUAGAGGCAUUUGGGAACGCCAAAACAGCCCACAACAACAACUCCAGCCGCUUUGGCAAGUUCAUCCAAGUCAACUAUCAAGAGAGCGGCACAGUGAGAGGGGCAUAUGUUGAGAAAUAUCUGCUAGAGAAAUCUAGACUGGUCUAUCAGGAGCACAAUGAGAGGAACUACCAUGUGUUUUAUUACCUUUUGGCGGGAGCAAGUGAGGAAGAGAGAAAAGCCUUCCACCUGCUCCAACCAGAGGAAUACCAUUACCUCAAUCAGAUGACAAAGAAAGCCCACAGACUACACUGGGAAAAUUACUAUGAGAGCGAGCUGGACUGUUUCACUGUUGAAGGAGAGGAUCUUAAGCACGACUUUGAGAGACUUCAGCUGGCCAUGGAGAUGGUGGGCUUCCUGCCAGCCACCCGUAAACAAAUCUUCUCUCUGCUCUCUGCCAUUCUGCUCCUGGGGAAUAUACGCUACAAGAAAAAGACAUACAGGGAUGACUCCAUUGAUAUCUGUAACCCUGAAGUGCUUCCUACCAUUUCUGAACUGCUUGAGGUGAAGGAAGAGAUGCUCUUUGAAGCCCUGACCACACGGAAGACAGUGACAGUGGGAGAGCGACUUAUUGUACCAUAUAAACUGGCUGAGGCUGGGACAGUGAGAGACUCUAUGGCUAAAUCUCUCUACGGUGCUCUCUUUGACUGGAUAGUCUUCCGCACCAACCACGCGCUUCUUAACAACAAAGACCUGGAGGACUCUGCCAAGAUUCUGUCCAUUGGGGUGCUAGAUAUCUUUGGGUUUGAGGACUAUGAGAACAACAGCUUUGAGCAGUUCUGCAUCAAUUUUGCCAAUGAGAGACUGCAGCACUACUUUAACCAACACAUCUUCAAACUUGAGCAGGAGGAGUACCGUGCGGAAGGCAUCAGCUGGCAUAUGAUUGACUACAUUGACAACACAAGCUGCAUUAACCUCAUUAGCAAGAAACCCACAGCCCUGCUUCACCUACUGGACGAGGAGUGCAACUUCCCCCAGGCGACUAACCAGACCCUGUUGGAUAAAUUUAAGAGGCAGCACGAGGGGAAUAGCUACAUUGAGUUCCCUGCAGUAAUGGAGCCAGCUUUCAUCAUACAUCACUACGCUGGCAAGGUCAAAUACAGCGUCAAGGACUUCAGGGAGAAGAACACAGACCACAUGCGUCCGGAUAUCGUGGCUCUGCUGAAGAGCAGUAAAAGCGCCUUUAUCUGCGGCCUGAUGGGAAUCGACCCUGUGGCCACUUUCCGCUGGGCUGUGCUCAGAGCAUACUUCAGAGCAGUGGUGGCAUUUAGAGCAGCUGGCAAACGACAUGGGGAGAAGAAGAGUGGUUCCGAUUCUGCAGUGCAGUGUACAGUCAUUAAAAGUGUGGAUAGCUUUAGUUUCCUGCAUCACCCAGUGCACCAGAGAAGCCUUGAGAUCCUUCAGAGAUGCAAAGAUGACAAAUACAAUUCCUGCAUCACACGGAAGAACCCGCGCAGCCCUCUCUCAGACUUACAGGGCACAAACGCUAUCAAUGAGAAAUCAACCAGAGACGGGUUCUCUGGUUGUAAUGGCCGUAGCUCAAGGCCUGGUCGUCUGUCCUCAACUGGUUUCUCUCAUGAAGAAGAUGGUAUAUUUGUCAAUGCCAUGAGCAGCAAGCUGCUGGAAAGAGCCCAGGGCAUUCUGAUGCGGAACAAGAACUACAAGGCCAAGCUUUGCCUGCCCAAGCACCUGUUAGAUGUGAAAUCCCUAAAGUACCUGAGCAGCCUGACACUUCAUGACCGCAUCACCAAAUCGCUCCUCCACCUGCACAAGAAGAAGAAGCCUCCCAGCAUCAGUGCACAGUUUCAGGCCUCCCUCAACAAACUGAUGGAAACCCUGGGCCAGUCAGAGCCCUACUUUGUGAAAUGCAUCCGCUCAAAUGCUGAGAAGCUUCCUCUGCGCUUCAAUGAUGUGUUGGUACUGAGGCAGCUGCGGUACACUGGUAUGCUGGAGACAGUGAGAAUACGCCAAUCUGGAUACAGCGUCAAAUAUACCUUUAAGGACUUUGCCCAUCAUUUCCAUGUGCUGUUGCCAGAUGGCAUCAGUGCCAGUCAGGCUAGUAUUCAAGACUUCCUGCAGAGAGUCGACCUUGACCCAGAUGGUUAUCAAGUGGGCAAAACCAUGGUGUUUUUGCGGGAGGCACAGAGACAAAGGCUACAGGACCUGCUCCAUCAGGAGGUGCUGAGGAGGAUUGUGGCUCUGCAGAGGAGGUUCAGAGCUCUGCUGGAGAGGCAGCUGUUCAUCAACCAGAGACGUGCUGCACGUGUCAUACAGCACUGGUGGCGUGAGUGUAUGUUAACUCACAGUAGAGAGAGAGCUGGUGUCUCUGAGCUCCAGCAUGGUGCAGCUGUGUGCCUGCAGGCAGCUUGGCGAGGCUACAGGGAGAGAAGACUGUAUCUCCUGCAGAGGGAAGCGGUCCUGCUGCUUCAGAGAGGCUGGAGGCGGUGUAUGCAGCGGAGACAGCGAGCCGCAGGCCUUAUUCAGGCAACAUGGAAAGCACACAGACAAAGGCAGAGAUAUCUGCAGCUGUGCAGAGCCAUCGUAACACUGCAGGCUGCCUGUAGGGGGCACCAGGCUCGCCAGAGGUGUAGCCGCUUGAGAGAAGAGCAAAAGUGCACUAAUGAGGACGAUGAAGACCAGAAUACUGCAACAGAAAGUUUACAUAACCUCCAAAACCUUACUGAUGCCCAGAGAACUGACAAAGACUUAAAAGCACUUCAGCAAAGCUCAGAGAUGUCACAGGAGGAGCAGACAGUGGAGGUUACUGAGAGUCUACUGUCAGAACAUUCCAGAAGUCUAGAUGACAGCACUCUUAAGAGCCGAGCCAAACGAGAGAGCAGAAGGAAGAGAGAGCUGGAACAGGCUACAUUUAGUCUGGAACUGCUAAAGGUACGCUCCAAUAAUGUUCCUCUUUCUGACCAACCAGUGGCCUCUAUUGAAAACACAGCGUCUUUGAAGGCUGUGCCCCUCCACUCCUCUCCUCACAGUUCCCUAGACAGCCAUGGCAGUUUUGAGCUCCUUAAUGUGGAUGAUGUGGAGCUAGAGGAAACAGACCUUCACCAUCAUCCUGAUCCAUCCCUUAAAGAUGAGUCCAUACCAAUGGAGGUGAAUAAGAGUGAAUCAGAAUCAGAGAAGACACCGGUAAGAAAGCUAGAGCUGUCCAGUCCAGUUCAUACAGGUCAAACGACCUCAAAGCCUCUGUUCUAUAUAUCAGAUGAGGGAAGUAGCCCUGUCCGUCCCAAGCCACAGACACCGUCUAGGUCGAAACCAGGCAGAGACAGAAAGGAGUCUGUAGUGGUCCUCAUCAGCAUGCAGAAGGAGAGUCCUAUAGACCAGAGCAGCCUGGAAGCCAUGGAGAGGCUGGAGCAAGAGUGCAGGCCAAGCGCAACCCAUCACAAGAGCAUUUCCCCAGGCAUUCGAGUUGGAGAGGCUGUUUCAAAUCGUUCUACCAGCCCGCCACCUCAGGCACCACUGGACCCACGUCUCAAUCUUGGGCUCUCAUCUGGCACAGCUACUCCGUUGGGAGGAGGUGCAGCACAAAAAGUCACCUCAGAAUCUAGAACAGAAGAGAACAUGGCCAAAAUACAAGCUCAGAAGAAGGCAGUCACUCACAGUAUCAGUAUCAGCAUGAAGGAAAAAGCCACUAGCCUGGCCUUCUCGCCCAAACGCAGCAGGCUGACCUUCUCCAAGUCCGAUAAAGAUCUGGCGAAUCAGGAGCGCUCUAUGGCCUUGCAGAGAGAGAGAACAUCAGGUUUCAGGUCACUGAAGAGCAAAGAGGUGGCCAGAGGUGGCCGCCCAAAGAAAGCCCGCAUGGCUCGGACUCGCUCCGACUUCCUGACCCGUGCCUGUAGCACUGAGGCUGAUUCUGAUGAUGAGGAUGAUGAUGAUUACGAGUACACCCCUGUGCUCUCUCACACACUGCCCCUCCCAGAGCCCCCAGGCUCUCCCACUGCUGACCAGGCCUUCCACAGCGACUCAGAGAUGCCCUCUCAGAAAGAACAGAAGCGUCUGCAGAAGACCAUGUCCUCAGGAGAUCUGGGCAAAGUGGACUCGUUAAGGAAGUCCUCAUCACAUACAGACAGCAGCAGGGUCAGGGGUAAGAUGCGCUUCUGGGGAAAGGGAAAGCAUAGUGAAAAGAAGAUGUCCACCAGGGGGCACUCAGCAGAUGGAGAUCUCAAACGCAAUGACUCCCCCUCUGGCAGUCCCGAGCGGAGCAGAGCGCAAGAUCGUGUUCGGGAUAGCAAGGAGAACCGAGAGCCAGAAACAAGGAUGAUGAUGAUGACGAUGAGGAGGAGGCGAAGUUUAAAGAUCAGCAGCAUAACCCAAGAGCCUACUGCAUGGCAGAACGAUUCUCUCCAUAUCCUCUCCUGCACAGCUGACUAUCGUAGCAUGAAUGACUUCCUCAUGAAGAAGAUAAAUGAUCUGGAGACAGAAGACAGUAAGAAGGACACUCCUGUGGAUGUGGUGUUUAAGAAAGCUCUGAAAGAAUUCCGCCUCAAUAUCUUCAACUCCUACUCCACUGCCCUUGCUAUGGAUGAUGGUAGAAGUAUCAGGUAUAAGGACCUGUAUGCACUCUUUGAGCACAUUCUGGAGAAGAGCAUGCGUCUGGAGCAGAGAGACUGGUCUGAGUCACCUGUCAAAGUGUGUAUUAACACCUUCAAAGUCUUCUUAGACGAGUUUAUGACCGAAUACAAGCCCAUGGAUAGCACCCUUGGCAAGGCUCCUAAACCAGAGCGCAAAAAGAGAAGGAAAAAGGAGACAGACAUUGUGGAGGAACACAUGGGCCACAUUUUUAAGUCCACUCAGUACAGCAUCCCCACAUACUGCGAGUACUGUUCUUCUCUCAUUUGGAUGAUGGACAGGGCCUGUGUUUGCAAAUUAUGUCGCUAUGCAUGUCACAGGAAAUGCUGCUUGAGGAUGACCACUAAAUGUAGUAAAAAGUUUGAUCCAGAACAGUCUUCAAGGCAGUUCGGAGUGGAGCUCUCUCGGUUAACCAGUGAUGAGAGAGCUGUGCCUCUGGUGGUGGAGAAGUUAAUCAACUACAUAGAGAUGCAUGGUCUCUACACAGAGGGCAUCUACAGGAAGUCUGGAUCUACCAAUAAAAUCAAAGAGCUGAAGAUGGGGCUGGACACAGAUGCAAACAGCGUGAAUCUGGACGACUAUAACAUCCAUGUCAUUGCCAGUGUACUGAAGCAGUGGCUGAGGGAUCUGCCCAACCCUCUCCUGACCUUUGAACUAUAUGAGGAGUUCCUCAGGGCAACAGGUUUGCAGGACAAGAAAGAAGUAGUGAGAGGUGUGUACACAGUAAUCGAUCAGCUCAGCAGGACUCACCUCUGCACCCUGGAAAGACUCAUCUUCCACCUUGUCAGGAUCUCACUGCAGGAGGAGACUAACAGGAUGUCUGCUAAUGCUUUAGCCAUUGUGUUUGCUCCCUGUAUCCUACGAUGUCCUGACAGCAUAGACCCUCUGCAGAGUGUACAGGACAUAAGCAAGACCACUGCCUGCGUGGAGCUGAUCAUCUGUGAACAGAUGAACAAGUACAGGGCCAGACUGAAGGACAUCAACACUCUGGAGUUUGCUGAGAGCAAAGCCAAGAGCCGACUCACACACAUUAGGAGAUCUAUGAAACCAGUACUAAUUGCUGUUAGGUUUAUGAGCAUAACCCGAACUGCCACCCCGGGUAAAGGCCGGUUGCGCAGAAGCAGUCACCACACCCCUUCACCACCCAUGAGCCCACGGUCUCCUUUGGUCACUGAGGGGGAGGGUCCAGAUGAAGAGGGGGUGGAGCCAGGCCUGAGUGAACAGCAACAGGCAGCAAUGCAGCAAGAAGAGAAAGUGCUGACUCGGCAAAUAGAGAACCUGCAGAAAGAGAAGGAGGAGCUGACAUAUGAGAUGUUGGCUCUGGAGCCACGUGCAUCUGAUGAUGAGAUGCUUGAGUCUGAAGCUUCUAUAGGAACAGCUGACAGCUCAGAGAAUUUAAUGGCAGAGCAAGAAGGAGCAACGUCUGAGUCCUGGGAGAAAAACUGUUCCGCAAUCCAUUCUAGGAAGUCAGAAUCCAAAAGCAGACGUGCUUUACGCCGCCAGCCCGAGUCUCUGGACUCAGUCGACUCUGCUGUGGCCUCUCUCUCCUCCACCUCCUCCACUCCUCACUACCGCUUCCGCUCUUCCUCCUCUGGCCCUCUCUUUUCCUCCCCUCCAGGGGGCGACCACCAUCUUCUCCCUCAGCAGGAGGAAUCAGAGCAACCCGUGCUGACCACUCGAUGCGCCUCCAGCUCAGAGAAGACCCGGCCAAGGAGCAGGGGGAACCGGAGCUGCCCACCCAAGCCCCGCGAGUCCGGGGAAGGAGGUGGUCGGCGCAGAGAAACUGAGUUCGGGUCAGUGCAGCCGCUGGUGCUGUAUGGUAAUAAUGAGUUUAUGGUGUGAGGAAGAGAGGCAGUAACCUACAUGGCUGAAGCUGGUAUUCAGAGCCCUGUUAGAUCGAAAACCUUUCUCUUGUGACAAAUCACGUUGACUCGGAGUGGAGAAGAGUGCGAGAGAAGUAAUUUCGGGGAAGAGUGCUUUGAAUAAAGACAGUGAGAGAGACUGAAAAAGCUUGAGGCCCCUAGACAGCAGACGCAUGUUGAGGUGAAUGCUGACCUGUCAGAUUGACUCUCAGCUAGGGAUGACAGUGAGUGGAGGAAGAAGAGCAGGAUGUAUGCUGGAAGUAAGCCUGCCAAAACAAAAAGCAAAACCCCCCACAUCUAUGUGAUCCACCCUGCUGUAGAGAGGACCUGCUGGACUGGUCCUUUUCUCACUGCUUAACUUUUAGCUGUUCAUACUCAUGUUUACAAAACUGAGCCAAUUAGAAGUCAUCUGACUUCGACAGACUGCACAACGCUUUGCUACCACUUUUUUCUUCACAGUACUGAGAGAUGUCAGUGUUUCAGACAUCACUAAUGUGCUAAAUAUGUAAGAUAAUAUUGUAUUAUUCAGAGGGAAAAAAAAACAUUGUACAUAAAAAUGCAGUGCUGCUGGAUGGUCCAUGUGAAAAGCGUUUACUUGUCUGGAAUUUUUUGCAAAUUACAAUGGUAUGUAUGUUUUUUAGGUGUUUUUGUGCCAGUGUUGUCUUGUAAGCGUGUUUCCUAUUUUUUGCUUUUGAAGAAAAAUAUCACUAGAGGACAAAGGGACAGGCAACAGAGAGGUGUGACAUGCAAGCAGAACAGCCAUAAUGUAGCUUUUCCAUUCAUAGCCAUAUUCACAUUUUAAUACGUCCAGUUGAGAACUUGCCUUCUCUGUUUCUUCCUUUUCUUUGUUGAAAUGCUGGAAUACAUGAGUGUUCGUGUGACCAAAUCAGGACUUGAAAUAUUUGUUCCAUCUUUGUUUAAAUACUGUUCGUAAUAUAUUGUUUUGGUGUGCUAUGACUUUUAUAUAUAUAUAUUACUUUUUUCUCUGAGCCAUUUUUAGUUCCAACAGUAAGAUGUUUUCAUUCAGGCCAAGAAUUAUUUCCCAGGAACAUACGCAUACCAUUUAGUUUCAACACUAGUAAAAAAUUAAACGGAAAUAUAUGCCAGAAUCUCAUUAAUCCAGACUAAUCACGCACUUAUAUACAAGCACACGUUAUGGCAGUCCGUCCAGUAUAUAUACUAUAGUACAUGAAAAAAGUGAAAGCCCAGAAAAGGGUUCAAAUGAAGUUGUUUACUUCUUGCUACUGUUACAAUAGCUGUUACAAUUAAAUCACAUAAUCUACCAGUCAGUAUAUUGUAUAAGCAUUCAUUAUGGUGUAAUCUGUCAAGCAAAAUGCAGCUACGUUCUUCUGUGUCUUGAACAUGGUAUGAUAACAUGCAGCUUUUCCUGCCUUUUCAUGCAACUUUUGAAAGAGUAAGUCUGAACAUAAGAUAAUCUUCCCAUUUUGUGACACUACGGAUGAAUUAGUUAGUCAGUUAUUCAGUGUUUCUUCAUCUGAAGGCCAGGUCUGUGUGAUCAGCUCUGCCUGUUUCAUCUUUACAGCUCCAGAAACGUUACAGACAGCACACACACGUCUGAGCACAAAAACAAGAAAAGAAAAAAAAAACAAUGGCAUCCAUGUGCAUCAUGUGUUGUAUCCCUCAUAAGUGAAUGUACUGAUCACUGGAAGGCAUGCUUCACUCUGUUCUUCACUUCUUUCUUUGACAUCUGUAGACUUAAAACCGUGUAGGAAGAGUGUAGGUCAAAAAACACUGUCUUAAAGGAUAUAUUAUCCUGUUUGUGAUGCUAAAUGUUGAAUGAUCCAUUUUGUGUUUUGACAGAUUAGAUACAGUCUGAAGGAACCAGCUUGUGCAUUGUUUUUUUUCGGAAUUAUUAUUAUUAUUAUUAUUAUUAUUAUUAUUUGUGUGCUCUUACGGGCGCAGUUGCCUGUGGUGCAUAUAUUUCUUUAAUUACAAAUCUGUUUAUGGAUGUAAAAAGAAUAUAAUGAACAUCCUCUUAUUAAAAGACUAAAUGAAACAUGUGUACACUGACUCUUGAUAGUCAAAAUAAAAAAAGCACAUUUUACAUUUAUUGUGU
Colossoma macropomum (tambaqui) is the source of this 10181-nucleotide messenger RNA. RefSeq names its product myosin IXAb (gene myo9ab). Lineage: Eukaryota; Metazoa; Chordata; Actinopteri; Characiformes; Serrasalmidae. Gene Ontology annotation, biological process: intracellular signal transduction. Gene Ontology annotation, molecular function: microfilament motor activity; GTPase activator activity; protein binding. The transcript has 44 exons. Gene Ontology annotation, cellular component: myosin complex. The record is from RefSeq and is a predicted model, not a curated record. Bases 678 to 8084 code for a protein of 2468 amino acids.